CAGAAUGACCCUCUGCGUUUGCCGUAGUCUUGCACCUACUGGCGCUCCUUUGUGUACGAAUUGGUGUAAAAUAUUCCCACAUCUUCAGCUUUUUGCGUUAAUGUUGUGUUUAAAAUGGCUAAUGACCGAUUAAGAGUACUUGAAGACGUGGAAAAGGAGAUCGCGUUAGUUCUGCAGAGCGCUGGAACUAUUGUGCUGGAGCUUUCUAAAGAAAAAGCGAAUGCAAAUUUGUUAGACCGACAGCUGAAUCAGUUCCAGACCUCCAUCAAUAGAGUGGAGAAUGAACUCAGUGCACAGAUCAGAUAUCUGACACAGGUGGCAACAGGUCAGCCUCACGAAGGAUCGACAUACUCAGCCAGAAAGGACUGCCAGAUGGCCUUAAACCGAGCAGAAUACGCCCGUGUUAAACUGGGAGAACUGGCACGGACCUGUGAAAUGAUGCUUGAUCCACAGACAUAAAGGCAACCAUUUUAUGGACUAUGGUUUUGUAAAAUCUGACUGUAAUCCUGAUGGUAAAGGCCAAACUACAUAUCAAGAGUUUGAAUACUGCCUCCAACGCUGUCAACAACGUUUCCAUGUUGUAUGGAAAAACUCAGAUAACCAACCAAGUGUUUAGCUUUAAACAUUGGCUGUGAAAUUUUCUGAAAGCCUUUGUUGUGUU
Triplophysa rosa is the source of this 661-nucleotide messenger RNA. It is a transcript of the gene med11, whose product is annotated as mediator complex subunit 11. Bases 115 to 459 code for a protein of 114 amino acids. The transcript has 4 exons. Gene Ontology annotation, biological process: regulation of transcription by RNA polymerase II. Gene Ontology annotation, cellular component: mediator complex. Lineage: Eukaryota; Metazoa; Chordata; Actinopteri; Cypriniformes; Nemacheilidae. The record is from RefSeq and is a predicted model, not a curated record. Gene Ontology annotation, molecular function: transcription coregulator activity.